CGUUCGCGCCUUUAUUUAAAAAAAAGAAUAAAUGUAAAACUGACGUUUUGAUUUUAUCUUAAGUGGUUUCGUUUGUGCUUCGGGUGGCAGUGAAUAAGUUUUUUUUUCUUGUGAAACAAUUUAAGUUCUUGUGAUAAAAUAACGUAGGAAAAUGAAUAUUUCGUGAUAUUAUUCAAUUAAGAGUGAAGUGCGUCAAAUAGGUGCAUAUCAACCUAUUAAGUUCUGUCACAUUUGCAUUUUCCAAAUUUGGGCAAUGUCAAGUUACGGGAGCACGUCGCCUUCAGACGAGGGUUUUGACAGAUACGAACUGCCGUUCUACUGCCAACCGUCACAUCAGGGUAGCCCAAUGGACGGCGGGGUUUACUGGCCGGCUGUGAGUGGGGAGGGGCACGAGUUCGAUGCCCAGGACAUCUAUCACGACACCAGCAAUUACAUAGGACGGAAUUAUGGUUACGAAGAGAUGCAGAUAUCGUGCAACGAUCCCUACGAAGCCUACAGCAGCAUGAUUCACCACACAUACACACAGAAUACCGCAGGUCUGGACUGUGACAUGCAGACGCUGCCGCGUUUCGACCGACCGCCCCAGUCGUUCGUGCGCGUUGUCAAGAGAAGGACAACUGCGAAUAAGAAAGAGAGAAGAAGAACGCAGAGUAUAAAUACCGCCUUCACCGACUUGCGAGAGUGUAUACCGAACGUGCCCCCCGACACUAAACUGUCUAAGAUGGUGCGAGCGAGAUCGCAGAGCAUCAAUAUCGCGUUCUCUAAACUCAGAGAUCGCAUACCAAGCGUUCUGCCCGACACUAAGAUGACAAAGAUUAAAACCUUGCGUCUCGCGACCUCCUACAUAUCAUACCUGCUGAAGGUGCUGGAGACAGAUGGUGAACCCGCUGGGGGGUUCCGAGCUGAACUACACCACACUCCCCCCAGAAGACGCAACGCUGACCAAUCGCAGAACAACGCGUCCGAGAAGAAGGGCAAAGGUCGAACAGGCUGGCCGCAACACGUCUGGGCUUUAGAACUCAAGAGCGAGCAAAACCUACAGACUUAACUUGUAUUAUACCAUGUGGACAUAAACUUAAGUGAUUCAUUGAUGGUCUAGAAGACUUCAGCCGUGUCUAGAUACGACCCGUUCUGUUUGGGUUUAAUAUAAUAUCUAUCAUCAUCACCAUUAACCCAUAACCGGUUCACUACAGGGCAUUGGUCUCUUGUGAGAAAAGUUUGGUGGAUAUCACGCGACUGUGAGAACGUUAUUGAGAAUUCGUAGGCAGGUUUCCCCACGAUACUUUCCUUAAAGCAAGUGAUAUUUAAUUCUUAAACCGCUAAUAGCUUAGAAAAGUUGCAGGUGAGUGCCGAAAGUAAAGUAAAUACUUUGACGAUCGACUGACGUAGUGGGCAGCUACCCUUCUUUCUAAGUGUGGGUUAGAUUAUCACAACUGGAAAAUGUUUGUGUGAUGAACAUGAA
Molecule: messenger RNA, 1462 nt
Organism: Pararge aegeria (speckled wood butterfly)
Lineage: Eukaryota; Metazoa; Arthropoda; Insecta; Lepidoptera; Nymphalidae
Gene: Hand
Product: heart- and neural crest derivatives-expressed protein 2
Exons: 8
Coding region: 254-1048 (264 amino acids)
Biological process (GO): regulation of transcription by RNA polymerase II; developmental process
Molecular function (GO): protein dimerization activity; DNA-binding transcription factor activity, RNA polymerase II-specific; RNA polymerase II transcription regulatory region sequence-specific DNA binding
Source: RefSeq, a predicted model, not a curated record